This is a messenger RNA of Xyrauchen texanus (razorback sucker), 2589 nucleotides long. It is a transcript of the gene mpeg1.1, whose product is annotated as macrophage expressed 1, tandem duplicate 1. Lineage: Eukaryota; Metazoa; Chordata; Actinopteri; Cypriniformes; Catostomidae. The coding region runs from base 53 to 2221 and encodes 722 amino acids. Gene Ontology annotation, biological process: defense response to bacterium. The transcript is spliced from 2 exons. The record is from RefSeq and is a predicted model, not a curated record.
CUGUGCUCAAGCAAAAGGAGAACACUUAGUGAGAAGCACACAGCUGGCCAUCAUGAAGCCAAGAACAUUCUGUCUGCUGAUACUCUGCUGGUUUAUUAAUGUCUGCAGUCUUCAUCCACUAAUCCGUCCCAGUAAUGGACUUCGUGAAUGUCGCAAAAACUUAAGUUUAACAGCUCUGGAGGUGCUACCAGGUGGAGGCUGGGAUAACCUGCGCAACUUAGACAUGGGACGGGUGAUGAACAUGAGCUAUUCCCAGUGCCAGACCACAGAGGAUGGCGUUUAUCUCAUUCCAGAUGAAAUCUUUGUCAUUCCACAGAAAGUGAGUGGAGUAGAAACAAACUCUGAGAUCAUCACGUCAUGGUUGGAACAGAAAAGCUCCACUUCAAGCUCCAUUAAUGCUGAUGCUUCCUUCUAUUCCAUGGUCAAUGCAAAAUUCUCAACAGAAAACCAACGUAUGAAAACUCACCAAGUGAAAGAGAAUUCGGUAACAGCACGGGUUCAAGUACGUAACCAUCUGUACACAGUAAAGGCGUAUCCCGAUUUCACACUGGACUCCCGCUUUGCUCGCCAGGCAGAGGAAAUUGCAGAUGCUAUUGAGAAUAAUCAAACUCGUCAAGCAACUUAUCUGUCAGAGAAACUCAUACUUGAUUAUGGUACCCAUGUCAUCACAAGUGUUGAUGCUGGUGCCACUUUGGUGCAGGAGGACUAUAUAAAAAUGUCUUUUGUCUCUAACAGUCAGUCAGACAUGUCUUCUGUAUCUGCAUCAGCAGGUGCUAACUUUUUUGACAAAGUUAAAUUUGAUAUUGGUGGCAAAGAAUCCAAAGGUUCCUCUGAAACCAGCACUUAUCAGGGUAACAUCACAUAUUCCAUGAUUUUGAGCCACGGAGGGGCUUUAUUCUACCCAGGUAUCACACUGCAGAAGUGGCAAGCAAGCACGCUCAAUAAUCUGGUGGCUAUUGACCGUUCUGGGCUGCCACUGCACUAUUUUCUUAAUCCAUCAACAUUUCCAGACCUACCAGUACCAACAGUACAUAAAUUGGGUUUAUCAGUCCGUCAGGCAGCAGAGCGUUACUACAAAGUAAAUACCUAUCCAGGGUGUGUAAAUCCAGAUUCCAAAAAUUUUAAUUUCCAGGCAAAUGUGGAUGAUGCAUCCUGUGAGGGUCCAGUCACCAAUCUUAGCUUUGGUGGCAUUUACCAAAAAUGUGAUGCAUUGACAUUAGAUGGAAAUGCCAUUUGUGAUGAGCUAGCAAAGAAAAAUCCAGACACUGGUGAUUAUUCAUGCCGUCAGCCAUUCAUUGCCACUCUGUUACGUUCUGAGACAGUAGAAAGAGGUUACAAUCAUUAUGAGUGCCACAGACACUGUCAUUCAUGUGGUUUCUUAUGGUUGUCUACUUGUUGUGACCAAACAUGUGGUGAUGCUUACAGUGUCCGUCGUGCAAAAAUGGACACUUACUGGUGUUCCACAACAGAGAAAUCCUCUGAAUAUUCUGGGUAUCUUUUUGGAGGUUUAUUUGGAUCGUCUUUUCAAAACCCACUGACCAAAUCUCAUGGCUGUCCUCCAAAUUUCUUUGCCCAAAUGUUUUUGCCUAAUGGCAUGAUGGUUUGCCUGAGCAAUGAUUAUGAGUCAGGAACAAGAUUCUCUGUGCCAUUUGGGGGUUUCUUUAGCUGUCAGUCUGGAAACCCUCUUGUAAAGGGCCAAUCUCGCUGUCCACCUCAGUUCAGCCAACAUCUUGCUGCCAUUAGUGAUGGCUGCCAGGUAUUAUACUGUGUCCAGUCAGGUGUGUUCACUGGUGGUCAGUUAACACCUGUCCACCUACCACCAUUCACAAAACCAGCACUGGUCAGCAUGAUUGCGACAAAUACUGUAGCUGUAAUGACUGAAGGCGAUCACUCCUGGGUGAGAGUUGGAGAAACUAAGAUGUGGCGACUGGCAAAGCCUGGUGAGAUUAGUCAAAUGGCAAUAUCAUUUGACAGCACAUCUUCUCAGAUGUCCGGAGGAGAAAAGACUGGUGUAGCUGUUGGUGUAAUUGUUCUGAUUGCACUUGUGGUGGCUGGAACAGUGUUGGUAGUGAAAAGAAGAAGGAGAUUUUCUGGCAUCAAGGUAAACAGGGGGUAUGAAGAGCUUCAGAAUGAAGGCCAAAGUGAAAGUGUUGUAGAGAUUCAGAGAGAACAACAGAACGAGAAUGUAAAUGAAAACCCCUCUCAACCUCUGUUAGCAUAAUAAUCUCUUUACUAUUCAGGGAUUUGCAGUUAAGAUGCAUUUUAAUAGUACAAUAAGUAUGAUUAAUAGUAGUAGCAGCAGUAGCAAUUACAAUAGUUACAGUAUAGUGACCUCUUCCACUGAAUUUUCACUAAAGAAAAUAAUCACAUUUGUUUUACAAAAAUCUAAGCAUCUGAAUAAUAAUUUCAAUCAAACCACACAUCUUUCCUACUUCUCUUAUUGCUCUGCAAUAUCUACAAGUAAAAUAAUCUAAACUCAUAUUAGUGUUUCAUGCCCAUUUAUUUAUUUAUUUGGCAAGCAGUCUGGUAAUAAGAUGAAUAAUGAGCUGUCCCACAAUUAUUUUCCCCACAAAAUAAACAGUAAAAGAA